Molecule: messenger RNA, 1720 nt
Organism: Calidris pugnax (ruff)
Lineage: Eukaryota; Metazoa; Chordata; Aves; Charadriiformes; Scolopacidae
Exons: 4
Coding region: 311-1720 (469 amino acids)
Source: RefSeq, a predicted model, not a curated record
GGGAGUUACUGGGGUGGCCGUUGGUGACGGAGCCCCCUUGGUCCCAGAGGCCACCUCGGGUCCAGGAGCCACCGGGGCCACCAGGAGCCACGAGGCCACCAGAGAUGCCACCACGGACCACGGAUGGAGACCCAGGGCCACCAAGGCCACCAACCCCCGUGUCACCGACGUCCCCGAGGCCACCACGGACCUUGGACACGCCUCUGGGGCCACCAAGGCCACCACGGACCAUGGAUGGAGCUCUGGGGCCACCAGAGAUGUCACCAAAGCCACCACAGACCACGGAUGGAGCUCUGGGGCCACCAGGAACAUGGGGGACACCAACACUUGUGGGGCCACCAAGGCCACCAUGAGCUCUGGGGCCACCAGGGACACCAACACUUGUGUCACCGACGUCCCCGAGGACACCAUGGACCUUGGACACAUGUCUGAGGCCACCAAGGCCACCAUGGACCACGGAUGGAGCUCUGGGGCCACCAGGAACAUGGGGGACACCAACACUUGUGGGGCCACCAAGGCCACCAUGAGCUCUGGGGCCACCAGGGACACCAACACUUGUGUCACCGACGUCCCCGAGGACACCAUGGACCUUGGACACAUGUCUGAGGCCACCAAGGCCACCAUGGGUCCUGGAUGGAGCUCUGGGGCCACCAGGAACAUGGGGGACACCAACACUUGUGGUGCCACCAAGGCCACCACGGACCACGGAUGGAGCUCUGAGGCCACCAGAGAUGUCACCAAGGCCACCACGGACCUUGGAUGGAGCUCUGGGGCCACCAGGGACACCAACCCUCGUGUCACCAACGUCCCUGAGGCCACCAUGGACCACAAAUGGAGCUCUGAGGCCACCAGGGACACCAACACUUGUGAGGCCACCAAGGCCACCAUGGACCACGAAUGGAGCUCUGAAGCCACCAGAGAUGCCACCAAGGCCACCAUGGGCCACGGAUGGAGCUCUGGGGCCACCAGGAACAUGGGGGACACCAACGUUUGUGGUGCCACCAAGGCCACCAUGAGCUCUGGGGCCACCAGGGACACCAACACUUGUGUCACUGACGUCCCCGAGGACACCAUGGACCUUGGACACAUGUCUGAGGCCACCAAGGCCACCAUGAGCUCUGGGGCCACCAGGGACACCAACACUUGUGUCACUGACGUCCCCGAGGACACCAUGGACCUUGGACACAUGUCUGAGGCCACCAAGGCCACCAUGGGUCCUGGAUGGAGCUCUAGGGCCACCAGGAACAUGGGGGACACCAACACUUGUGGGGUCACCAAGGCCACCAUGGACCACGAAUGGAGCUCUGAAGCCACCAGAGAUGCCACCAAGGCCACCACGGACUUUGGAUGGAGCUCUGAAGCCACCAGAGAUGCCCCCAAGGCCCCCACGCCCCACAACUGCACCAAGGCCACCAUGAGCUGUGGAUGGAGCUCUGAGGCCACCAGAGAUGCCACCACGGACCUUGGAUGGAGCUUUGAGGCCACCAGGGACACCAAAGACACCAACACUUGUGGUGCCACCAGUGUCACCAAGGCCACCACGCCCCACGGCUGGAGCUCUGAUGCCACCAAACCAAGCAUGGACCACGAAUGGACCUCCGAGGCCACCAGAGAUGCCACCAAGGCCACCACGGACCUUGGAUGGAGCUCUGAGGCCACCAGGGACACUGGGGACACCAACGUUUGUGCUCUUCCACCCCCUCCACCGAACCCCCCUUAG